AUGACGCAGCCGGUCGCCGAGGUCAACCCCAGCGUCACGGCCGAGAUCGAGAAGCAGCUAGCCAAUGAAAACAUUAACGUGCACGAUGAUGAGAAGCCCCAGAUUAGUGAUGAGGACCUCAACAAGCAGGAUGGUGUCAAGCGAGUCGAGGCCAUCACCACUGUGUGGAACAACCAGGUGCUCAUUGUCAUGUUUGUCCUCCUCUACCUUGUCUCUUUCACCGACCAGCUCUUGCAGUCAGUCCAGGGCAGUCUCGUCGCCUACAUCACCUCUUCUUUCAGCCAGCACGGUCUGCUGGCCACCACCAGCAUUGUCGCCACCAUCAUGGGAGGCGUUUGCAACCUGACUAUUGCCAAGGUCAUUGAUAUCUGGGGCCGUGUCGAAGGUUUCCUGUUCAUGCUCCUCCUUGUAACCAUUGGCAUGAUCAUGAAGGCCACCUCCUACAACGUCGAGAUGUACGCCGCCGCCCACACGCUCUACUGGGUUGGUCAUUUGGGCUUGGGAUACAUCAUCACCAUCAUCCUUGCAGACAUUACGAGUCUCCGAAACCGAAUGAUCCUGUUUGGAUUGAACUCGACUCCCAUCAUCGCCACCACAUUCGCUGGUCCCAAGAUUGCCGAUCUGUUCUACACAAACGUCAACUUCCGUUGGGCUUUUGGUGCCUUUUUGAUCAUCCAGAUCGUCUUUUGCAUCCCUGUUGCCAUCAUCUUCCUCUGGAGCAAGCGAAAGGCCGUCGCUCGAGGCAUUUACCCCAUGAGGGCUGAGAACCGUACUUUUGUGGAAUCCGUCAAGUACUACUUUAUCCAAUUCGAUGUCGUCGGCAUGUUCCUAACAGUCUUCGGGUUUUCGCUGCUCCUCUUGCCCUUCAGUUUGGUCUUCUACGCACCUAACGGCUGGAAGACUGGGUACAUCAUUGCCAUGAUCGUCCUCGGAGUUGUCCUGCUGGCUGCAUUCGCAGUCUGGGAGAAGUACUUCUCGCCCGUGCCUUACAUUCCAUUCAAGUUCCUCAAGGAUCGCACGAUUCUCGGUGCUUGCCUUGUCUACGGACUCAUGUUCUGCUCGAUCUUCUGCUGGGAUACAUACUACUACUCGUACCUCCAGGUCGUUCACGGCCUCACCAUCACUACUUCGGGUUAUGUGCUGAACUCUUUCUCCCUAAUGUCUUCUUUCCUCGGUCCCUUUAUUGGAAUCGGCAUUCGCUACCUCGGAACAUUUAAGUGGCCCUCAUUUGCCAUGCUACCCUUUGCUGCCCUGGGUGUCGGUCUGCUCAUCAAAUUCCGAACCGCAGACUCCGACGUUGGCUACCUCGUCAUGUGCCAACUGUUCAACGGUGUCUACAGCGGCGUCUGGGCUCUCACUGCCCAGCUUGCCAUCAUGGCUUCCGUAACGCAUCAGGAGAUCGCUGUUUCUAUUGCUCUAUUCGGCCUCUUCGGUUCCAUCGGAGCCGCUAUGGGAUAUGCCAUUGCUGGUGGCUUGUGGACCAACAUUUUCCCCGAGCAGCUGCUUGCCAGGCUACCCGAUGACGCCAAGGACCAGAUGGCUACAAUCUACAGUGAUAUUACUGUGCAGAUGUCUUACCCGGUUGGAAGCGACAUUCGAAAUGCCAUCAAUGACGCUUACUCGGACGUUCAACGAAAAAUGGUCAUCACCGGUAUUUGUUUCAUCCCGCUCUGCCUGGGCUGCAUUUUGAUGUGGAAGAACAUCAACGUUAGAAAGUUGGAAGAGAGGGAGGGCAAGCAGACCAAGGGUACCGUUUGGUAA
Molecule: messenger RNA, 1761 nt
Organism: Ilyonectria robusta
Lineage: Eukaryota; Fungi; Ascomycota; Sordariomycetes; Hypocreales; Nectriaceae
Product: major facilitator superfamily domain-containing protein
Exons: 5
Coding region: 1-1761 (586 amino acids)
Biological process (GO): transmembrane transport
Molecular function (GO): transmembrane transporter activity
Source: RefSeq, a predicted model, not a curated record